UCUCCUAACAUCUUUAGGAAUUAUUGCGGAUUAUGUGAUCGGCCAUUCCGCUGGUGAACUCGGUUGCGCGUACGCUGAUAAAUGUCUUACCAUGGAACAAACUAUACUAUCAGCCUAUUUUAUUGGUGUGGCGUGUACAGAUAAAAAAAUAAUUCGUUGCUCUAUGGCAGUCAUCAAUCUUGAUUAUGAAUAUCUGAAAAAUAUAUGUCCCACGGAUAUUGACAUAAUAUGUCGUAAUAAUCCAUACAAUAAUGUUGUGAGCGGACCCGCAAAAUCAAUUCAAAAAUUCAUAACAAGCCUACGGAAUAAUAAUAUCAAAGUGAAGGAAAUCUGUUGUAAUAUACCGUAUCAUAGUCCCUACAUUUCUUCCGUGCAAACUCAGCUGUUGCUUAAACUGAACAAAAUAAUACCGCAGCCGAAGCAACGAAGCUCAAAAUGGAUUAGUACUUCUAUACAUCGCACCGAUUGGUCCACCUCAGCAUCAAAAUUAUCGUCGGCGGAAUAUCAUACGAAUAGUAUAUUAAGUACUGUCCUUUUUGAACAAGCAACGCAUCUAAUUCAAAAUAACGCUAUUACUAUUGAAAUUGGACCCGACAGCAUUCUGCAGGACAUUUUAAAUGAGGUUUUACAUGCAGAAGUAACAAAUAUCAUGUUAACACAACACACUAGACAAGAUACAGAGGUAAUUCUACGAGGAAUUGGGAAACUCUAUAACUGUGGCUUGCAGCCACAAAUUGCUAAUUUAUAUCCGCCAGUGGAAUUUCCAGUUAGUAGAGGAACUCCUAUGAUCUCUCCGUUGAUCAGGUAUGUAGUGUUACUAUCACUAUGAUGUUUAUUUAAAAUUCUGUUUAUGUAA
Pogonomyrmex barbatus (red harvester ant) is the source of this 856-nucleotide messenger RNA. Its product is annotated as fatty acid synthase-like. The record is from RefSeq and is a predicted model, not a curated record. Gene Ontology annotation, molecular function: 3-oxoacyl-[acyl-carrier-protein] synthase activity; fatty acid synthase activity; phosphopantetheine binding. Gene Ontology annotation, biological process: fatty acid biosynthetic process. NCBI's taxonomy places the organism in Eukaryota, Metazoa, Arthropoda, Insecta, Hymenoptera, Formicidae.